CAAGCCAAUCGCGAGGCGGCGGGCAACCCCGCGGCUCCCCAGGAGGCGACCGCGGCGACGGCGGGCGCGGAGCAGAGCGGCUCUCGGGCCACCUCGGCAGCGGGCGACGCGAUCCUAGGCCGUCCCGGUGAGGCGCCCGGCACAAUGGAGCCCGCCGUGUCGCUGGCGGUGUGUGCACUGCUCUUCCUGCUGUGGGUGCGCGUGAAGGGGCUGGAGUUCGUGCUCAUCCACCAGCGCUGGGUGUUCGUGUGCCUCUUCCUGCUGCCGCUGUCGCUCAUCUUCGACAUCUACUACUACCUGCGCGCCUGGGUGGUGUUCCGGCUCAACAGCGCGCCGCGCCUGCACGAGCAGCGCGUGCGGGACAUCCAGAAGCAGGUGCGAGAAUGGAAGGAGCAAGGCAGCAAGACUUUCAUGUGCACGGGGCGCCCCGGCUGGCUUACCGUCUCCCUGCGGGUCGGGAAGUACAAGAAGACACACAAAAACAUCAUGAUAAACCUGAUGGACAUCCUGGAGGUGGACACCAAGAAGCAGAUCGUCCGCGUGGAGCCCUUGGCGUCCAUGGGUCAGGUGACCGCCCUGCUGACUUCCAUUGGCUGGACACUGCCCGUGCUGCCUGAGCUCGACGACCUCACAGUGGGGGGCUUAAUCAUGGGCACAGGCAUUGAGUCUUCAUCCCACAAGUAUGGCCUGUUCCAGCACAUCUGUACCGCCUACGAGCUGGUCCUGGCUGAUGGCAGCUUCGUGCGCUGCACACCGUCCGAAAACUCAGACCUAUUUUACGCCGUGCCCUGGUCCUGCGGGACCCUGGGAUUCCUGGUGGCUGCUGAGAUCCGAAUCGUCCCCGCCAAGAAGUAUGUCAAGCUGCGGUUUGAGCCGGUGCGAGGCCUGGAGGCCAUCUGUGACAAAUUCACCCUGGAGUCCCAGCGGCUGGAAAACCACUUUGUGGAGGGGCUGCUCUAUUCCCUGGACGAGGCAGUCAUCAUGACCGGCGUUAUGACUGAUGAAGCAGAGCCCAGCAAGCUGAACAGCAUCGGCAGCUACUACAAGCCCUGGUUCUUCAAGCACGUGGAGAACUACCUAAAGACAAACCAGGAGGGCCUGGAGUACAUUCCCCUGAGACAGUACUACCACCGCCACACUCGCAGCAUCUUCUGGGAGCUCCAGGAUAUCAUCCCUUUCGGCAACAACCCCAUUUUCCGCUACCUCUUCGGCUGGAUGGUGCCCCCUAAGAUCUCCCUGCUGAAGCUGACCCAGGGUGAGACCCUGCGCAAGCUGUAUGAGCAGCACCACGUGGUACAGGACAUGCUGGUGCCCAUGAAAUGCCUGCGGCAAGCCCUGCACACCUUUCACAACGACAUCCACGUCUACCCCAUCUGGCUGUGUCCAUUCAUCCUGCCCAGCCAGCCGGGCCUGGUGCACCCCAAGGGAGACGAGGCUGAGCUGUAUGUGGACAUCGGUGCCUACGGAGAGCCACGUGUGAAGCACUUCGAGGCCAGGUCCUGCAUGCGGCAGCUGGAGAAGUUUGUGCGGAAUGUGCAUGGGUUCCAGAUGCUCUAUGCUGACUGCUACAUGGACCGGGAGGAGUUCUGGGAGAUGUUUGACGGCUCCUUGUACCACAAGCUACGCAAGCAGCUGGGCUGCCAGGAUGCCUUCCCUGAGGUAUACGACAAGAUCUGCAAGGCUGCGAGACACUGAGCCCAGCCUCCAGGAGAGACAGACGCAGGCGGUAGCCCUGCACCUUCCCUUCACCCAGCUUGGGUGCUUCCCCAGACCCACAUUUUCAGAUAGCAACCCCUCCAGAAAUUCUACCCAGAGGGCCCCGUCAGCAUCCUGUUGUGUGGGGGGGCAUCCGGUUAUGUGCAGAGUGCAUGGGACUUGGAGUCAGACCACCCUGAGCCCCGCCCCAAGGUGGCCACUUAAUUAGUGUGUGGUUCUGGGUGCGUCACUUAACCCCUGUGCUCUAGUCUCUCCAUCCAGUGAAGGGGGUGAUUGUGCCUGCAAGCUGCCGUCUAAGUCAGCGUCUGUCCCAUGGAAAGUACUUUGUACACAGUAGCUGUUACUACUUCCCACUCAGCGUCACACCUGACUAAAAUGCUUUGGGUUCAGCGGUUGAAUCCAGAAAGCCUCCCCACUAGGUCACCCUUGCACAGGUUUGGCUGGAAUGAUGAAGGGAAUACCCUGGAGUUGCACCACCAUUGCCUGAGUUGGCCAGAACAGCCCCAUCGGGAGAAGGAAGGCUCCUCUCCACCCAGGGCCCAGGGGGCAACAGUCAGGCAGGCAAGCCCAAGAUGUGCUGUGCCAAAGCCAGGUCUGAUCCCAAAGUUCUCUGCUGUCCUUGGUGACGUCCUGCCCCACACCCUGUUCACUCGGGCCUGUGAGCCUGCCCUGCCAUCACUGAGCCCAGUAAGAGCCCAGGAUGCCGCUGGAGCGGGGCCUGAGCUCUGAGCUGGAUCCCGAGCACCUGGGCUCAUGCUUCUUGGCUUCCCACCCCACAGACCCUCUCAUGUUCCAGGACCAGUGUGGUCACAGCGGAUACAUCCUUGCUGCUUGGCAGCUGAGGCAGGGGCUGCGGACAAGCACGUGCAGUCCCCAACCUUGUGCUUCUUGAGGAUCUCAUUGUGGGGCCCUAAGAGGAAAGCAUCCGCUAAUUUUUUCCUACCCUUCAUCUCCCCUUUUCUUUAUCCUACCCCAGCUUAGUUAAUUUCAGUGCCUUACAAAUCCUAAACUCAGAGAAAGUUAGUCCUGUUUCCUUCAGGGGAAAGGGAACUUCCACAGCUCCCUCUGCCUUGCUAUUUAAGUGUAGUUGUUUAUACAACUCCAUCGUGAGAACCGCUGGCCCUGGCUGCAGACCAGAGUCAUGUCCUGAGAGAAGGUGCUGGGAUCCGUAAGGGAGACAGAGAGCUGAGCCAAUCACAGCAGUGAGUGGUGACCCUGGAGCGGGGGCUUGGUGCCUGGUCCCUGCUCUCCUUCUACAAGCUGUGCAUCCGCAGGCAAGUGUUCCUCCCUCCAAGCUGCAGUUUCCUCACCUAUGACAUGGGUCCAGGUGAGACUUCCCCAGAGUCCUUCCAACUAAAAUCUUAGACACCACUGUCACAAAACCCAGGGAACCAAUCCCUGUUUAUGUUGAAAGAAAAGUAAAUGAUGCAGGUGACACUUAGAGAAUUUUUGUUACUUAAGGUCCUCCAGUCCCAAGGCAACUCCCAUGUCAUUUUCAGCAAAGCUCAUCUGGGCCUGGCCAGGAAGCGUCUAUGUCACCCUGCCACCUGCCAGAGUCUGUAGAGCCGCCCUCUCACUGAAGGGCACGCUCUCUUCCUCCCAGGGGUGACCCACUGCAGCGUCUAGUGUGGUCUUCCCGGCACUGGGUGCCUUUGAGGUAUUCAGGAAGUCAAAAGUCCCCCUUGCCCACUUGGGCCCUGAAGGACAGAAGGGAGCCUUCAUUCUCUAGUCUGGAAAGCACACAAGUCCCAGCAUGUGUGAGCCCUCGCUCGGUGCUGAGCUGAUGACUCUACCUGGCGUAGAUGAAAGGCUCCCUGAGCUAGACGAAGCCACCAGCUGAAGUGCUGUCAUGUCACCUGUGCAGCUGCCGUCCGGGAGCCCCUGGGCUGUAGCCACAGAUGCUGGCAGCUGUCACCCUUAGUUCUCUGACAAAAAUGCAACCUUCCAUGGACCUUACCUGGGGCCUAGACUGGAAGGUAUUUUGGAGUCACCCCAGCCUCAGGUAGAUGAGGCUCCAGUGAUGUCUUGCCUGGAAGGAGUCUUCCAAGCAUGGUGCUCCUUGCAGCCUGUCCGUCUGUCUUUGCAGCAGGCUGCCAGUGGCAGUGAGUGUGAAGAGCAAUGUGCCUCUCCCCCCAGAGCCCUAGUUCCUUGGCUGCAUGAAGGGUUUCUGUAAGAUCAGACUUACAGUGGUUCCCCUUGGCUGAAAGGAUGGAUCAUUGACUGUUCAUGAAAGAGAGGAGGGGUGGGAAUGGCUGUGCAGUGGAUGGUGUGUGGUCAUGUGGACCAAGGAGAAAGGCAUGAGUGUCCCUGUUGGGCUUGCAGCUGCAGGGGCUGUGCCUCUAGGACUCGUGUUCCUGUGCUGUGUGGCCACUGCUCCUGUAAAAAUAAAAGUCUGGCCUGAAGCU
Octodon degus (degu) is the source of this 4121-nucleotide messenger RNA. It is a transcript of the gene Dhcr24, whose product is annotated as 24-dehydrocholesterol reductase. The record is from RefSeq and is a predicted model, not a curated record. The coding region runs from base 145 to 1695 and encodes 516 amino acids. Lineage: Eukaryota; Metazoa; Chordata; Mammalia; Rodentia; Octodontidae. Gene Ontology annotation, cellular component: cytoplasm; membrane. Gene Ontology annotation, molecular function: FAD binding; Delta24(24-1) sterol reductase activity. Gene Ontology annotation, biological process: steroid metabolic process. The transcript is spliced from 9 exons.